GAGGAGCUGCCCGAGGGAGGGAGAGUGGCUGCCUGGAGGAGUUGUCCCUAGGAGGCUGAGGAGUGGAGAAGGAGCCAUGAAGAAGGGGGGUGAGAUUUCUGACAGUGACAGUGAUGAGACAGUAGUGGAGGGCUCAGUAAUUGAGAGUGACCUAGACGAAGAGGAGCUGCACACGAAGAGGUUAUCUUUUGUUAAUAAGGAGGUAUCUUUAACAACUGAAACCAUCUUUGCUGCCGACAUAAGAAGAGUAGAUGGAGUUUUAGAAAACCUCUCCCCAGAGAUUCAGCUUGUCUGUAAAUUCAGUGAUAAUCUAAAAAAUAUGAAGCAAAAGAACGAGAUAAAUCCGCUGGCUCAUAAAAUGAGUGAAACUGAACAAUCUCAGUCUCUGCUCCGGGGUGCAGCAUUUACUACAAAGAUUUCUCAGCCUGGUCUUCCACUAAACGCCUCAGUAGGUAGAGAGCAAAAUUACUCUGUAGGUUUAGAUACUGACAUGUCUGGAUUUCUGAAAACAGAGAGAAAGAUUUCACAUCGAUUAAAUGAUGAAGAUGACUCUCCAGAAAGAAGCCUACUGUCAAGUGCAGUUGUAAAAGAGACAUUAAUGGCUCCAAAGGAAUGGACACCACGGAAUGUAUUUCCAGGGGUUUUAAAAGAUUGUCAAAGUGCCACUAUGACCAUUACUGAGAUAGAUAUUACGGUAAAAGAUAAUUCUCUUGAGAAGUCUAUACCUGACUUUAUUUUAUCAUCAACAUCAGAGAAGAUUUCCAGGGAAACAUUAACUGUACAAAGUAUAAUGGGUGAUGAAUUUGAAAUUAGAGAUUUGCUGAAACCACUCAGUGAUUCAGAGAGUCCAGAAAUGAUAAACCCCUUGCAUGACACGUUACAGUGUCAAGGUGAUGCUCUAUCUGUAGAUGUAUCAGUAGAUGAGAACAGCAAUGUCCUGCCAAUAGAGCUUCUGACAGCACUGAACUCCUUUUCAGAAUUUGUAGUACAGCCUGUCUGUCAAUUAGUAGGGAAGGAAAGAGAGCUUAAUGCUGAAGAAGAACAUGUGAGAUCAGAAUCCAGUAUUUUCCAGAUAGAUGACUGCACUCAAAUAACAGAUAACAGUUUUGAACCUCAAUUUUCUGUGAAGCAAUUGGAAGAAAUAAAAGCAUUAACAGAGGCUCCAUUUCAGUGUACUUUAGAUGAACAACUUGUAGGUAAGCAGAAGAACCAGGAUUUGAUAAUUUCUGAUUAUUGCAAUGUCGCCUCUUAUGACAAACAAGCUGGUGAAGGAAAUUCCGGUUCAAUAGAGAAUACCUCGGGUAUAGAAACUACCAAAGCAACUUCUUGUAUAUUAAGGAGGUCAACUCGAUUAAGAGAAAACUGCACUAGAAAGCACAUAGAUGAAGCUUCCAGUUGUUAUAAAAUGCUAGAAGAAACUCACCAAAGAAUAUAUAGUAAUGACGAAGAAACAGGAAAUAAACUUUCAUCUAAAGAUUUUGGUAGAACACAAGACUCUGCUUGUAAGGACAGCAAAGAACAGCAAUCAGAGCUGGAAGCCAGUACAUACCAAGGAUCAACUAUGGAUGUAAACAGCGAGGUUGAGCAGAUGAGGAAAAGCCAAAGGCUUGCAAAGAAAAUUACAAAACAAACCUCUGUUAAAAAAAUUUCAAAUACUGCACCUGUUGCCUCCAUUCCUCUUUCAAAAAUCUAUCGGAAAAAUCUUUUUGGUGAGACCUUACUGCAUAAAGCUGUUGCUGAAGAUGAUAUAGACCUUGUACGCAAAAUUAUAAAAGUUGGUGCAAAUGUAAAUACUCAGGAUUAUGCUGGAUGGACUCCACUACAUGAAGCCAGUUUGGCAGGUUUUUAUAAGACAGCAAAUGAGCUUUUGAAAGCAGGAGCUGAUGUUAACUGUAAAGGAAGUGAACAAGUAACACCAAUACAGGAUGCAGUUAAAGAGGGACAUUAUGCGGUGGCAGAGUUACUGCUUUGGUAUGGAGCUGAUCCGUUAUUCAAAAAUGAGACGGGGAAGUGUGCCUUUGAUGAAGCUACGGACCAGCGUAUGAAGAAACUGCUUGAAAGUUAUAUAACUAAAUCUAGAAGAGGUUCAACAUCAGCUAAAAAGGAUGUAGAAAGUACAUUAAAUGCUCAAAGAAUAAAUGACACAAACCAGCACCAGUUGGAAGUACAUUCAGAUAGCACAGUUCACAAUUCAGAUGUUGGUAAUAAUAAUAUAUCAAAGCAAGGAUUUAUCAACUUUGAACAAAGUAGCAAAGAAAAUUCAAUAAGAAAUGCCAAAGGUUCCAUCUCCAGAGUAUUUGAGGAUCAUAGAUUGUUGAAUGAAAAAAACUCAAAAGAUACAAAACUGGUUCCAACACAGAGAAAGAAAUCAGCAGGGACUGUAGAAAAGAUUGUAUCUAUUGAGAAUGUCAGUGAGUACAGGACAAUUGUGCCUCCUUCAGAUACAUCUAGAGACAAAACAAGAAGCAGAAGCCACAAAACAUAUGACCCUCAUAUUGGACAUAACAACAUUGGGUUCACAGUUAAUAUUUCUUUCUCAAAAAGAAUAACUAGGUCCUCUGUACAUCAUAAUUAUAGUUCAGAUAAUAUUUGUGAAGUAGGGGGAAAGCCCAGCAUACCCAAACAGACAGAAAUGCAAAAAGAACAUGACUUCUAUAAUAGUGAUACUCCAGUUUCAGAAGAAAAGGAGAAAACUUGUGGAAACAACAACAAACCUUCAAUAAUAGUGACAGACCAGGUAACUGGUUUACUGUGCACUGAAUCCUCAAUUCCUGUAGUGAAAGCAUCUACAGAGCAGUCUGAGAAUGCUGAGUUAACAGAACUUGAUUCUCACUCAGUACUUCCUUUGUGUGAAGAAAUCAGUGUGCCUCUUGUGACUACAGAGCAAUGUUCUAUGAAUCAGGAUAAUGAACGCCAUUGUUUUAACCACAAUAAAGAUGGUAGCAUGGGUGACAAGAGUUUGAACGCAGCUAAGAGAAUAAGUAGUAUCCACUUUGUUGAAGAAAACAUCAUUUACAAUGAGAAUAAUAGACCAUCAGACCAGUUUCUUUAUUCUGAAAACUCCAAAGAUCAAAUUAACUUUGAUAUCGAUAGAAUUAUUGAGGAGGAACAAAGUUUAAAACACUCUUUACCUCUUUUUGGAGGUAUUUCUUUACAGGGAAACCGGCUAGAAUCAGAAAGCCUAACUACAUUUUCACCACAGGGAACUGUAAAGCUCACUGAUUCAGGCUAUACAGUCCUACCUGAACAGUAUAUUGACAAUGAGAAUCAAAACAUUUAUAAAAAUGUCUCUAAAGAUGUAGAUAACUGUACUGUACAAACACUUCAAACAAGUACAGAAACGCUUUCAUUGCAUGAAUUUUCAGCAGCUGUUAAUAGAGCUAGUGAUUCUGAAAGUCCUGAGAAUUUUAGCAUCAGUGUGCUAAGACCUUUUGCCCAUCAAACAGAUGAGGGAAUGAGGAUGAUGCUAAGCACAGAAGGAAGCACUGGAAGAUGUUGCACUGAGAAAAUUGAAGAUGAAAUGAAUUCAGAUAUUAACACAUCUACAGCUUUACAGUUACAUGAAAAAGAAGCAUUUCAAGUGAAAAGAAAGGGACAGGACAUUCAGGAAAUUAGCUUAGACACAGAUUUGUAUUCCACUAGUUGUAUGAACAAGAAUUUACUUCAUCCAUCUCAGCUGACCCAAGAAACAGAGCAGGAAACUUCCCAAAAAUCAGAUGAGGGAAUGACUGCUGAGAGAAGUGGAGAGCAAAGCACUGGAAGAUGUUGCAUUGAGAAAAGUGAAGCAGAAGGAACUGCAAAGAAUAAUACUCCUAUAAUGUUACAAUUACUUGAAACAGAAACAAUCCAAACUAAAAGAAUAAGACAAGACCUUCAGGAGACUAGCCAAAAUACAGAUUUAUGUGCCAAUAACAGUAAUUCACCUAAUCUAUCACAAUUCAGUCAAGCAGCAGAACAGGAAAUGUAUGAGAAAUCAGAAUUUUCACUAUCAAGCAAAGAAGAGAUAGCAGCUGUAUCUGCUCAGCCUACCCAUAUUAUAAGAGCCGGGAUAAAAAAGAGAAAUGCCAAAGGGGAAAGUCGCCUGCACCUGGCUGCUAAGAAAGGAGAUUUAGCUUUAGUGAAAACUCUUAUAGCAUCUGGAAUAUGUGUAAAUCUAAAGGAUAAUGCAGGCUGGACAGCAAUUCAUGAAGCUUCCAACAGGGGAUUUACUGAGGUGAUCUUAGAGUUACUAAAAGCUGGUGCUGAUGUUAAUAGCAAAAGCCUGGAUGGAACUUUACCAAUACAUGAUGCAGUUUCUGGCAAUUAUUUCAAGGCAGUCAGUAUUCUACUACAUCAUGGAGCAAACCCUAAUGAGAAGGACAAGUAUGGGAAAAAUGCUUUGGAUGAAGCAUGCAAUGAUAAAAUGAAGGAAUUGCUUAAGUCUUAUGGGGCUACUGACAGUGAAGUUGCUUAUGAAACAACUGAGGUUACUGAUAUAGGUCCUUCUAGAUCAAGAAGACCAAAACAUACUUAUUAUGAUUGCUGUAAAAAGACUGAUAUUCCAUUGGUUUUGCACCAUGAUAUGACCAGAGAAAAAUGUGGCACAUAUGAGUCCAUCAUUGCCACAUUACAAGAUAUAGAAAAGAAGCAGGAAAAACUGUCGCUGUUUGAAGUAAGAAACCCAAAAGAUGAAGGACUGUAUAUUCAUGACCUGUCGCAGAUACAAGACAGUUUGAAUGAAGUGCUUGCCAAACAGAAAGCAGAAAGGGAUGUCCUAGCUAAAAAAUACAGGGCUUCAGUGGAGUCUUUUAAACAAGGAGCAUUGAGGGAACAACUAGUUAAACUUGCUUCUAGGCAAAAGAGUCUUUUGGUUGUGGCACAAAAACAGAAAGAACUAGGCCAGAAAAUAAAAAACUAUAGGAAAGCAAAGCAAGUGUAUUCUAGAUGUUCAAAAAAACAAAUCCCAAACUCAAUUAUUUCUCAUGAAAAGGACAACAGAGAUGAUCUGACUGUUGAUAAAAUAGUUCAUCCUGAUGUAGUAACAGUAAGUGUAGAUCCUGGUGCCAAAUUGACUAAUGGAAACCCAGUGGAAACACUUCUCCCUGGAGAAGGUAAAUUUUCAGAUCAAGAAUACAGCCAACAUCUAAACAGCUGCUUAGAUGAGACAGGAACAAAUGAAGAGGCAAGUACAAGCAAAGAAGUUUCUUCUCAUGCUUUGACAUAUGAAAACAAGGUUAGAGAAUAUACCUUUGAUAAGACGUCAAAGUCCACAGAUACUAUAGAAAUGGUAACAUUGCCGUCAGAACCUAUUAUUUGCAUUACUCCAACAAAGUGCUCACAGCAAGAAAAAAAUAAUUAUAUAGCAACUGCAGUACAAGGAAGCAAGUCUCCAAAUCCCAGUCCAGUAACCAGCAUGUUAAAUAUUUCAGAAGAUGAAAGUUUUGUUAUCAAUAAUAAUAUCCAUCAACCAAUCACUGAUAGUCAACAGGUUCUCACUGGUAAGACUCUGCAAAGAUGUGGACAUAGAAAUGAAGCUUCCCAGAAACAACCAAUAGUGGUGUCAGAAUCUGCAGAAAUCUCUCCUAUUACUCUUCAGCAAAAUAUCUUCCAAAAUAAUAGAACCUCAAGUAAUGCUACAGGUCUGGUCUCAUCUGUACCUUAUCCAGUAAACAGCAGUCAAAAUUCUUCACAGUACUCUGAUAAUCAGGAUAGUGAACAACAGCAAUUGAACUGCAGAGGAAAUAGAAGGAAAAAAAAUCGACUGAAAGAUCUACUUGAAUUAGGAAAGAUUAAGCCAGGAGAAAAUGUUCUAGAAUUCAAACUGCAGGACUUCAGCCAUAAAGUCACUCUUUUGGGAGAUGGUAAAAUCAGAACGAGUGACAAUAGAACUUAUGGGAAUCCAGUUCAGUGGGUUAAGGCACUAUUAGGAAGUGACAUUUCUGUGAGCUGGAAGUAUGUGUGGAAUAAGGUCACAUAUCUUGGAACAGAGCUGUCAAAAAUUCUUGUUGAAGAAGCAGGUAUUCCCAAUGAGCCAGAAUUACCAGCACAACAAAAACAGCCUUCUGAAUCGUCCCUCCAGUCUGACUCUGUAAAAAACUCCAGAAGCUUUCUUCAGUUAAAUGAGAUAGUAUUAAUAAAUAAUGAGGAACUUCUGCCAUGUCAUAUAAUGGAUCAGCAUUGGAAGUUCUAUGUGGAAUGUGAGAAUUUUGGAUUUUAAGAACUCUUCUGAUUUAUAACAGUUUUUCUUCAUCGCCAGUUAAGAGUAAAACUGACUUUUUAGAAUUAAAUUGCCUUGUUACUAGCAUUUAAAUAUCUUCUUUAGCCUGGUAGUAUGAAUGUAAAUCAGAUAUACUAAAAUAUUACCCAGUAUUUGGAUUUAAUACAAGAAACUUAAUUUACAGCAGCUGAAGAUAAUUGUCAAUGCUGAACUCAUGUUUUGUUUUACUAUUGAGACAAGGAAGUGUAGAGGUGAACAAAGUCCUUUUAUAAGUCACACUCAUUCCUAGCAUAAGUGGGUGCAACUCCAUUGACUUCAGUGGCAUUAUACCUGCUUAUACAAGGGCUGAAUAUUUCCUCACUUGUCCAGAUAAAAGCAGCACUGACAGUCAAUUUGCAACUAACUUUAGAGGCAGUCUGCUUGAUCACAUGCCACCCUAAAUGACUGCAAAGGUCCAUGUACCAAUAUAAGCCAUUUUGUUAAGCAAAAAUUAAGAUAAGCAACUUUUAAAAUAGCCAAUUGCUUUGCUUUGCUUUACAUGACCUAGAAAUGUAUUAACAUUUCUAGAAGGUGGGGGAAGGGGAUGGGAGCAGGGUGGGUAAAAGCAAAAUUUUAUCCAUUUGAAGUUCUCAGAUGUGGGGUUUCUCUGAUGACCACAUGUGUCCAAUCUGAAAUGACAGUGGAAGCACUAGUGCAUGGCAGAAAGUGCAACAAGGUCAUUUACUAGUAAAAUAAUAUUUUUUUUAUCUAACAGCAGCUUCCAAAUUUGCCCCAGCCUCCUGAGGAUUUGUAUUUGUUUUAAUUUUAAAACAUCUGAGUCUUCCCCAUUUAUACAACAUUUGACUAUUAUCAGGAGAGUGAUAUGCAUUCAAAUUGCAUUCUUGCUCUUUCACUCCCUGGAUUACAAGAAAUAGAAAAGAUGCAAAGGUAACACCCAAUACUGUUAAUUCCAGAGAAUGAGACAGACUGAGAGACUCAUGCCAAAACAUGGCAGCCUGUAAUGGUUAUUGGGGUGUGAAUUAUUGUCUUGAAGGAGAGUUGAAUACUGCCUUAGGCAAAAGGAGACUAUCAGGGCAUGAACUUGAUACAGGGGAAGGACAGGGAUGCUUCUAAUGGGAAGUUUGUUAAUACCGUGCCCUGUCAUACAUUAGUAGUCAUUGAUUGAUAAGGCCUUAAAGAUUGACAAAAUACAAACUGUCAUGAAGCCAAAAAGUUAAAGGCUUUUGAGUGGUAGGUAUUUAAUAAAGGUCAAUUUCCACACAGAAAAGAGAGAAACCGUUUUUCUUAGCUGCUACACUAGAAGAAUAGAAAGCAAAAUCAGUUUAAAGUAAAUGGUUAUUCAAAUAUAGUUCAUGUCUUGUUUGGAGGAGGCUACCAUCUUAUUUAAAAAAUGACCUUUGACUA
Molecule: messenger RNA, 7600 nt
Organism: Trachemys scripta elegans
Lineage: Eukaryota; Metazoa; Chordata; Testudines; Emydidae
Gene: ANKRD31
Product: ankyrin repeat domain 31
Exons: 25
Coding region: 77-6196 (2039 amino acids)
Molecular function (GO): protein binding
Source: RefSeq, a predicted model, not a curated record